UAAAAAAGUUGAAAAAAAAAUCCGCUACAGAGAGGCGCAGCGCCCGCCACACACGCGCCCGCGCGCGCAGAUUGCGUCGUCGGAGACGGAGAGGAUGAACGGCGGCGGCUUGGCCCGCGCGGCGGCGCCGGCGGUGGUGGCGCUGGCGCUGGCGGCGAUCCUCUCGACGCCGCCGCCGCAGCCGGAGACCUUCUCCAACAUCCCGCAGACGCUCUCCGGCGGCGACGGGAAGCAGCAGGUGAGGAUAAAGCGGCCCAAGUCGGCGAAGGCGCUGCAGUGCACCUCCAAGUGCGUCGCCACCUGCAUCCGCGGCGGCGAGGGCCCCCUCAACGUCAGAAAGCCUCUGGUAGUUUUCAAGGGACAAUUCCGCAGCCGGCAGUACUGCUUGGCAGAGUGCUCGGAUGUCUGCAAUCUCAUCAAGGAUGGAGAAGAUGGGCAAUGAGGAAAGCUUUGACAAGGAGAAGCAGCAGUCUGCUAUUGCAGCAAUUCAAACCAAGGCAAGGCAUGGAUUCAAGGAUGGUUACUGACUGAAUUUUACACAAGAAACUGAACAAUCCGGUAAGAUUGUUCCGUGAAGUUACAGUGAGAAGAAUUAGUGCAAAAAAUACGGCACCGAAUCCUGUGAACUUAGUGCACAAUAGGAAAUAGAUUGUUUUGUUAAAUCAUUCCACAGAGAAACACCAUGGAAUGAAGCAUCAUAAUAUGUUAUGGAUUUGUUCUUUUACUUUUACUUGAUUAUACAUGGGACCAAAUGCCAUAGCAGGCAGAUCCAACAUAUGCAAUAGUCGAAGACCAUGAGCAGUAGGCUGUACGCACACAACAUCAUCAGUGAAUUCCUUUACUAA
Molecule: messenger RNA, 845 nt
Organism: Oryza sativa Japonica Group (Japanese rice)
Lineage: Eukaryota; Viridiplantae; Streptophyta; Magnoliopsida; Poales; Poaceae
Source: RefSeq, a predicted model, not a curated record